Molecule: messenger RNA, 3076 nt
Organism: Paramacrobiotus metropolitanus
Lineage: Eukaryota; Metazoa; Tardigrada; Eutardigrada; Parachela; Macrobiotidae
Exons: 8
Coding region: 221-2713 (830 amino acids)
Biological process (GO): negative regulation of DNA-templated transcription
Cellular component (GO): SWI/SNF complex
Molecular function (GO): nucleosomal DNA binding; nuclear receptor binding
Source: RefSeq, a predicted model, not a curated record
GCUACGGAAAACAAAUAAAAAAUUUGAGCUGGCAAGUUUUCAAUUCGAUGCUUAUGGUUAGAACGUACCGUUUGUGUUCGCUUUAUCGAAUCGGACCUGCUUUCCUUUUUUUGGUUUUCUUUGUAAACCAAAGCUUCUCUCUCCUGCUCCACAAAUUCUGCCUUUAGUUUGGCUCGGAAACCAUCGCUUGGAAUCUCCCCGUUAAAUCCUCUUCUGCACAAUGCUGAAUAAUACCGUGGGUACAGGAUCAUCAUCCAUUCUCCAGCAACGUCUUCGCAAUCCACCUGAACCAGUGCAUGGUUCCCCUCGCGGCGCAGGGAUGCAGUAUGCCGCAAAUCCAGCAUUCUCCAUGGGUGGGCCUGCUGCUCAGUAUAUGAUGUCUCCAGAGCAUAACAUGUCCCAGCAACCAGCAUACUACACGGUGCAGGGCCAUGGUCAAGCCCCCUUCUACCAGAAUGAUCACCUACCCCAGCAGCCAGAUUAUCAAUCAUCGCAUCUGCAGCAGAUAAUGGCCGGAGCAUCUCCGGCAGCGGCGGCAGUUGCUCUGGAAUCUCCUGCUCGUGCUCCCUCUGUAGCCUCUCAGCGCAGCGCCACUUCUCCGCCGCCCGUAUCGCAUGAACGAGCGGAAAGACCACCGCGAUCCCCGGGAUUCUUUGCUGAAUUGAAACCUCCCAAAGGACCAGAAAAACCACUGAUACCUUAUCUUCGCUUCAGCAAAAACAUUUGGGAAACAGUAAAAAAGGACCAUCCAGGUACGCCCUUUGCGGAAAUUGGCAGAAUUAUCGGUGAACAAUGGCGGACUUGCCCCGAAGACGUUAAGCAGAAAUACAUGGAUGAUUACAACCGCGAUAAAGAAAAAUACGCUAUAGCACAGAAAGCGUUUUUGGAAUCUCCUGAAUACCAGGAAUUUCUCAGUCAGAAGAAUAAACGAGAUCAGAUGGAAGAGGAAACGGAGCGGGCUGGCCGUCGACGGGAAGAGCAUUCAAAGCCUCCACCUGUGCCUGCGGGCCCUCCUCAACGUAGUGCCUCUUCCGGUGGAGUAACGAUGAACGUUACGGCUUCUGGAAGCUCUAGCCAACCUCUGCACGGUCCAUUGGAAGAGUUGCAGUCAAUGAGUCAACGGAUGCUCCCUCCUAAACCGGCUACAGGUGUCCCUAACCAGGGAGAAAGACCUCCAGGGGAACCAGAUGAAGAUGCUGAUGAUUAUUUGAAAGCAAAGCACACCGCGUCCGUACGAUAUCAGAGAAAUCACAAGCUGAUGGCCGAAUUAUCCAGCGAUGCCAUUGUUCCUGAUGGUCGGAUGGUGGUGAACGAGCAGAGAAUCACCCUUCUUCGUAAGCAAGUGCAGUCGCUUACGCACCAUCAGGACCGCUUACUAUUGGAUCAGAAAGAACUUGUGGAAAAACAUGAGUCAAAGAAACGGAAACUGAUGGAAGAUGCGGAAAACUUCCGUGUACGCUGGACACAAGUAAAAGAGGAAUGUAAACCAGUUUCCAAGGAGCAAUAUCAGGCGUUGGUGGAAAAACAUUACAAAGCAUAUGAAAAAUUGUACGCCGAGCAUCAGUUGCUGAAUCAAUCCAAAACUCAGCUUCCCAGUCAAGAUAUCCCUUACAAUCCACCAGCCCAUUCCGUUCCUAUGGAACAUCCAUCAGUGGAAUCAAUAGCGUCGCCACCUGCAGAUAGAAAUCAAGUUGCUUCUCAUGUGCAUGUGGUGGAUAUGAUCACAGAACCGAUCUCAUCGCCCAUUCCACCGCAGUUCGAUAAAGUCAACGACUAUGCACCGGCACUUAAAUUACCGGAAAACGACCUUUUAAAAGCCCCGGAGGAACCGUUAUCCGAGAGCUUUUCUGAUGUUGACAUUAGUCAGGUUCUAGCAGACGGUAACAAUGCGGGUGCUACGGAUCCUUCUGAAUCGGAGCACACCGCAACAGGUGAGGAAUCGUCGAAUGAUGUUUCGAUGGAAUCACUGGAUGCUGAAUCACAUGUGGAGGAACAUGAACAGCGUGAACAACCUUCAGCCAGUGAAGAUAGUUUGGAGCAGUCGUUCAUGUCUGGGAUGGAAGAUGCGGGUGACCAGGGAGAUGCUUCAGUUGUGUCACCCAAAGAAACGGCAGGUUCAGUUGUGUCACCCAAGGAAACAGUAUCUUCCGAUCCAAUUCCAAUUGAAUCCAUGGACGUGGAACAGCCUGACGGCACGCAGGAAGCAUCCAAAGAGGUCGAAUCGGUGCCACUUUCAUCAAAGACCAGCCCUCCUCCUGUCAAACGUGUUGGUUUAACGGCUUACUCGGAUGAUUCGAAUUCCGAUAUCAUAUCUGAAAGUGAACCAGAAAAAAAUACUGAGACCACGGUGGUGGCUCCUCCUUUGAAUAAUGCUACACCACCGCCGUUGGGCGGUUCUGAUUUCGACGGGAGCAUUCCUGUCAUAAGCGACGAGGCUGAGAAUACCGAUAUUGCAGAGCCGGAAACUGUCAAACAUUUGGGAAGUAAGACUUCGUCUCCUGUUUCCCCGGAGCUUUCCAAGAAUACGGAUAUUGCUGAAUCUCUGAAGGAGACGGAGAAGUUAAGUGGCGAGGCUCUUCCUCCGUCCAGUGAAGGCGAUAUAUCAGGCAACAUAAGGGAAGUGGAUAUUGCUGAUGGGGUUGUGUUUCCAUCACCAAAACUGGAUUCACCAGAAGAAGGAGGUGGGCAGGGAUACGCUGAUUACAUGUUGUAAAGGUAGAUCAUAAACACCAGAAUUGUGCUUGUCUUUUCCGUUGCUUGUGUACUGUAAAAUGAACCCGGAAUUUUUAUACCUACAUCUUACUCGUCACAUCGUUUGAUAGUUGCCCGUUUGGAAAGUUGUUGCUAGUACUUGUACUUGCUACUGACUGUACAGUGUACAUCCGACACUCUUUGCACUUUAUUUGUUAUUAUUUUUUUUAUCUUUUUUUACGGUUCGUACAUACCUCUGGUAGUUGUGGACUUGUGGUUAUGUCGUUGUCCUUAUGGUAAGAUUUUAUUCUGAGGUAAUGAAUGGGCUUUGCGAGAUAAUAUCUGUCAUAUUAUGUCAUGCAAUCCAUGAGAUCUGAUAUGAUGC